GCGCUCCCCAGUUCCGUCUCUUUCCCGACCUCCCUUUUGUUUCUUUGAGGCCCAGGGGCUCGUUUAUAAAAAGAAUAGCCGAGUCAGCAGCCCAAGCCCGAAGCCCUCCCGUAGCAGCCGUGCAGGAUGUUUCCGAAAAGAAAAGGGAAUGUCUUUCUGCACAGUCUAUGAGCCCAGAGCCGGCCGACUGCCUUCGUUGCUUCCUGUGCUGUGAUUGAAAGCAAACAGGAUGGGAGUCCAGCUCAGCGGAGAUAAGUCAGGAUUGGAGCACAUGUUUUUCCCUGUGUGGGCGUCACAAAGAAACCUUCUCAGCUCCAGGGAGUUUUGCUGAUUUUCAAACUGCAUCCUAAGCAGAACUCAACUGUCAAAGAGGGAAAAGCCUGCAAAGAGCACGAUGGGAGACGAAAGGGAACUACAUUCUGGUUCGGCCACCGUGCCGGACGACUGCUUUCCUUUGGCCAAGAAGUCCGCAUUAUGAGUGGAGUUUCCAGCACAUGGUUUGAAAAGGAGAGGAGGCGAGGGAACAUAAGUGCCUCUCCCGGCCGACCCUCGAAAGACCCUCGAGGAGCCUCAACAGCUGCACAGAAAUUCUGGAGGAGGGGAGCAGGGUUUCGUUGCCCGAUUGCUUUCGAAACCGGACAGACCGAGCGCUCAUAUGAAGGCACAGAAAGCCGCCAAAGAGCAGCAACUUGACAUCAUGAACCAACAUUACAAGGAGCUGGAAGGCCGCCUGGACGAGAUCCUCUCGCGGAUCGCAAAGGAAACAGAAGAGAUCCAGGACUUGGAGCAACAGCUCACAGAUGGCCAGAUAGCAGCAAAUGAGGCACUGAAGAAAGAUUUGGAAGCCAUCAUUGCUGGGUUGCAGGAGUAUCUGGAGAGCAUUAAAGGCCAGGCCAAACUAGCCAGCGAAGAAUGCCGGGAGCUACGGAAAGAUAAGGAAGGUUUGUUACAGAGGCUGGAAGAACUGGAGGGCGAGAGGAACCAGCUGGAAAUAGUUGCCAUGGAUGCAGAAAACCUGCAAAAAGAAGUGGCUGACCUCGCGCAGGCCCUGGAAGAGCAACGACAGCUCAACGAGGCCCUGCAGGAGGCUCAAGGAGACCUGAGCGCUUACGAGGCUGAGCUGAAGGCCCGAGACAUUGAAGUGACCAAGCUCAAGGAAGAACUGGAGCGGCUAAAGCACCGCAGCCAGCUGGAAUAUUCUGCUCUCCAAGCUGAACUUUCCAAGGAAAGGCAAGCCCUGGAGAAUGCUUUGACCAAGACGCAGUUGUUGGAACGGCAGGAAGAGGAGAAUCAUCAGCUGCUUUCCCAAGUCAAACAGCUGAAGAAAGAUAAUCGCCUUUUGAAACAACAGCUGGACGAUGCUCAACAUGAGCUGGAGCACGCGACCAAUGGCUUGCUUCAUCCCGAGGACGUCUUGGCUCGCCUGAAUGAACUCCAGCGGAAGCUACAGACUGGGGAAGAAAUCAGAUCUCCUAAUCCUCAGGACGUUUUAGGGAAAAGCCUCGCCGGUCUGCAUCAGCGGUUUGCUGAGAUCCUUGCUCAUUCCCGGCAAGAAAAGGAAGCCACUCAGGCCAGGGAAAAAGAACUUCAGAAGGAGAUGGCGUCUCAGAAAGCGGAGUUGGAAGAAGCGCAAGAAAAAUACCGGCUGGCCUGUGACAGAGCCGCAGAAGCCAAAAUUAAAUCCGAGAAAAGGCAGAACAAAGCCAGAGUCCAGCAACUGGAGGAUGAAAUCCGGCAUCUGGGUGAAAAGCUGAAGAGCAUGGAGGAGAUCCAGGGGCUCACUGAUCAACAGCUUCAAGAAGCCGAGGAGGAGAAAGAGAGGAUUCUUGCGCAGCUUCAGGACUUGGAGAACAGGAAAAACGUGGAAGAAGCUAAAGCACAAAUGCAGUUCCUUGGCAUUGAGAAAGAGCUGAGGGAGCUAAAGAAAGUGAUAUCGGCUUCAGAUAAACAAGCCACCGCAGAGCUAUGGGCCGCUAAAGAUCAGCUCAGGGCACUUCAUGGGACGGUCUGCAGAAUUCACCAGGAGCGCUCAGAGGAACUUCAGGAACUGGAGAAAUUCGGGACGCAGGCCACCCGGGCCACGAAGGAUCUUGCCCUCGCGGAAGCCGAAAUAGAACUGCUGCAGCAGCUGCUCAAAGAGAAGGAAGAACAGCACGAACGAGACAAGAACGACUCAGAGACAGUGGCUUCCUGUUUUCAGAUAGAGGAGAUCGCCAAGUUAAAGCAGCUUCUGAAAUCUCAGAGAGCAGACAUCGACCGACUCCGUGGUAUAUUAGAGCAGGCUGGGACAGGCGGUAGGGAUGACGUCGGUGCCAUUUUGGAUGGAAUUGCAGCGCUCAAGCAUGCCGUCUCUCACCAGAGCGAGGCCAUCGCCAGCAUCAUGGAUCCGCUCAGGCCGAGGGGCCCUUUGUGCUACAUCCCUUCGCCAUCCCAAGCAUCCACUCCUGCAUCGCAGAGCACCAAAGAUUCUGGAGUCGGCCUCCAGUGCCCUACCUCAACCCCGAUUGGCAAAGGCCAAGAGGAAGGAAAGCUGAGAAAGAAAGAGCAUCCGAUCUGUCCCGUUGCAAGAGGGUGCCCAUUGCAUCCACCCGUCGGGAGUGGCCCCCAGGAUCCUCUCUCCGCCGGAAGAAACCAAGAAGAUGGUGACGCAGCUCCUCAGGGUGGUUCUUCCUUUCUCCCACCACCGGGCUCGGUCAUUUAUACCGUGCUGCCGGACGGCACUCCAGCCCCCCAGGGAACCGUCGUGUACGGCCCGCCCCCACCUUCUGUAGCAGCCAACGGAGGCCCUACUACGGUGGUCUACGGCCCGCCUCCUGCUGGCACUCAACUUCUCUACACCCCUCUUCCUGCCAACUGCUCUGUGCCUCUGGUUCCUGUUGGCGUGCUUCACUGUAACAUCCCUGAGCAUCAUCACCUGCAAGAAAGGCUCUCCUGUGGCACUUCUUCCUGUGUCUUCCAGGAGAACGAGAUCUUGAGGCUGGAAGCCAGAAUAGACCAGUUAAAAUCUCAGCGGCGCGAGGGCCAGUCGGCCAGAGCCAGCCCGCGCAACCAGAGCGAUGAAACGGAAGAACGACACCCAGGAGUCCGAGAUCUUUUGCUUGAAAAGAAAGAGCUGGAGCGCCAGGUUGCAGAGCUGCGUCGGGUAGCCCAGAGACGAAACCAGCGCAAAGACUUUAUCGAUGGAUGCUCCAACGGCCUCCUUUCCGAGCUGGAGUUGGAGAAAUCGCUCCAGCACCACGACGAUGUUGUAGAUGAGAUUGAAUGUAUGGAAAAGACUCUUUUGAAGCGACGGGCGGAGCUCAGGGAGGCCGACCGGCUUCUGGCGGGAGCUGAGCUGGAACUGGAAACCACACGAGGAAAAACCAAAGACACCAUUCAGAAAUACAACACCGCGAAGCGGCAUUUGUCUCAGCGCGCGGACGAAGCCGAAGAGCUGGAACGACGGGCUCAGGAGAUGGCCGUGAGGCUCGUCAAAGCGGAUCAGCAAUUAAGGUUGCUUCAGACGAACGCAAGAGACCUAGAACAGCACAAGAUGAAGCAGGAAGAGAUUCUGAAAGAGAUCGUUAGAGUCAUCUCAGCCAAAGAUUCUGAAUUUCAGUCGCUGAGCCAGAAGACUGAAAUUUUGACCGAAAUCCUUCAGAAGCUGCAAGCAAAUAUCCAGGUCGCUGAAGGCAACGAAGAUCACCACCUCCGGAUCCUGAAAGAAGCCGAACACCUUCUUCGGAGCAAGAAGACUGACUUAGAGAGGCUGAAGGAUCAGUCAGCAGCUCAACAGCAGGAAGUGCUAAGUUUGGACCGGAAGCUCGGACAGAAAAAAGAAGAGCUGCAUCUUCUGCAAGACAGCCUUGCCCAGAAAAACGCUGAUCUCGCCCAAGCUCUCCGGGACGGCGAGGCUGAAGUGACCAAAAAGAGACGGCAAAUCAAGGAAAUGACAUCUUUUCUGGAAGAGCUGAGCGUUCAGAAAGGAGAACUCAGCGCUCAGCUAAGUGAGAAGAGAGCCCAGCUUUCUCUUGUAACGCAGGACAUCCACAAAGAGGAGGAGAGAUUACAGGAUAUCCUGGGAUUGGUGGCGAAGCAUAAGACAGAACUCAAGCACGUUCUGGAAAUGGUGGAGCUUGAGAGCAACGAACUCGAGGGCGUAAAACUUCAGCAUAACCAAAAAGUGGACGAAUUAGAAAAAAUGCAGAUGGCGAUCCUGGAGGAGAAAGUCCAGCUGGAGACGCUGCAACGGGCGUCUCAGCAGCAGCGCGGAGAAAUGGAGCACCAGAGGCAGCUGCUCGAGAAAACCCAGCGAGAAGCUGAACAGCUGACUCCUCAGCUCUGCCUUCUGCAAAAACGCGUCCAGGAGCUGAGCGCCGAGAAAGAGCAGCUGGAAGAAAACUGUGCGGGUCUGGAAGAAAAAUUGUCCCAAACCAAAAGGACCUUGGCUUCGACAGAAGGUAGCAGCAAAGCCGCCCUCGCCAGCUUUGAAAAAAUGGAUCUGGAUGUCCGGGAAUUGCAGCUUGACAUCGACCAGCUACAAAAACACAGAAGAUCCUUAAACGGAGACCUUGAAAACCUACAAAAGCAUUUUCAGGAAAAACAAGAAGAGUUGAAUGUGUUGAAGACGGAACUGAAUGAGUCCAGACAUCAUCUUCAGCUCUUGGAACAGGAUGUGGAAAAUGCCACGAAGCGGAAAGAGGAGCUGCUUCGAGAAGAGACAGCCUUGAAAGACAGCGUCAGCGACUGGAGGCGGAAAGGUCACGAAUGCAAAGAAUCGGAAAGGAAGAAGGAAAUUCAGCUGGAGAAUCUUUGCAAGGAAAUAGAAGAUCGGAAGCAGGAGAGGGCCAAGCAAGAGAUGGUCCUUCAGCAUCUCCGGGAGGAGACGCAGCAGGAAAAAAAUAAGGCGGACGAGUGCUUGACUAAACUGAUGGAUCAGAAACAGCGACUGGAAGAAGAGCAGGCCCAGCAGCGUCGCCAGCUGGAGGAGGGGAUUGCCAAAGUUCAGCAGGCGGACGAACGGCUCCGGAAGCUUCAAGAAGUGGAAUCGUGGCAUUUAACCCUAGAAGACACCAUCCGCAAGACACGAUGCCAACUAUCUGAGAAAGAACGGCAGCUGCAAGAAAAGGCAGGGGAGGUGGCCUCUCUCCAAAGGGAGCUUGAACGGUCCAGGGCCCAGGAGGGCCUGCUCCGAGCUCAGAUCCAGGAAGAGAGGGAAAGAGCCGAAAAGCACAUCGCCAGCCUGAAGGAAGCCAUCCAGACACAGAGGGCCCAGCUGGAGAAGUCGCUUCAGCAACAGAAACAGGAGAACCAGUGUCUGCAGAAAGAAAUGGUCUCCUUAGAGCAAGUGGCGCAGGACAACCACGAGCGAGCAAAGCGGCUGAUGAGGGACCUGGGCCAGAUCCAAGAGGAGUACAUGCAGCUGAAGUCACAGAUGAAGAAUCAAGCGGAUCUGGAGAAACGCCAGAAAGAGAUGAAGGGUGCAGUCAAGAUACUCAAACUGGAAGUGAAAGACAAAAUCCGGACAGGUUUGAAGGACCUCAGCCAGUCUCCUCCGGAGACGUCGGAGGACCUGGAGGCCGGUUUUGAAGCCAACGGAAAGCCUCAAAGGGCCCCGGAAAGCCGGAAGGAAAACUAUCCUUUCACAGAACAUGAAGCAAGAAUGCCGGGCUUGGAUGACAAGCUAGAUCUGGCCAAAGUCCACAUCAUGGAUGAACAGUGGCGUGGAAGAGCACGCAGAGAACAACUGGAGCAUCAGGAAGAUCGGCUGAAGGCUCGGCUCCAGUUGUGCAUGCUGAAGCAGGCGGAAGUGUUAAUUAAAGGGAAGCAACAGACCGAGGGCACCCUUCAUAGCUUGAAGAGGCAGGUUGACGCUCUGGACGAGCUGGUGAGCAGCACCUCCACAGACUCCCCGUUUCUGUCUUUGAACUCCUCGGGGCUGACAGACACCUCUCUGCACGAAGAGCCAAACCGUGCAAGAAACCAGUUUGCCAGAUCUCCUGCCGGGACAACUCCCGGUAUUCUGCCACCGUCUCAAAUCAAGCACCAGUCCAAAGCAUAAUCCCAGCAAAAGAGGAAAAAACAUACACAACUCAUAUUGGUGGGGCCAAGUGCCCAUAAUAAGCUGGAUUCAAAGGUACCUGAAGAUUCCUACCUCAUUUGCCUUAUUGACUGUUCCUGAGACAUAUCUGCAAACUCAGGUUUAUUCCCUCCUCUUGUGUAGCUGAAUGUCCUGGAGGGAGGGGGUUUGAGAAUAGUGGCAAUGCUGGAGCCCCUAAUUUGUUUCAAGCACUGAAAGUUACAGCCAUCAGUACCUGUGCACUUUUGGAAGCGUGCGUGCAUGGGUUUAUUUAUACAUAGGCGUUCUACGUUUCUUUUUACCACUGUUGAAUGGAACUGUUUUUCUAUUUUCUUAAUAAAAUGUGACAAAACUGUUUA
Pogona vitticeps (central bearded dragon) is the source of this 6417-nucleotide messenger RNA. The record is from RefSeq and is a predicted model, not a curated record. NCBI's taxonomy places the organism in Eukaryota, Metazoa, Chordata, Lepidosauria, Squamata, Agamidae.